Messenger RNA from Dreissena polymorpha, 4062 nucleotides. RefSeq lists its product as uncharacterized. The transcript has 8 exons. The record is from RefSeq and is a predicted model, not a curated record. NCBI's taxonomy places the organism in Eukaryota, Metazoa, Mollusca, Bivalvia, Myida, Dreissenidae. The coding region runs from base 681 to 2198 and encodes 505 amino acids.
GCAUUCAUGUGUCGAUUCAUGAAGGCUGACAUUUUGAACAUUGUGUUAUGGGUAAUUCAAGGGGAAUUAAUCAAGAAGUAAAGCUUAAAUGAUCUAAUUAGCAGAAUUGUCAAAUUAUUUCAUUAAUGUUCCACAUUCAUCAAUUUGUGCGUGUCAGGAAUACUGGGCAUUGUCAUCCAGUCUGCAUAGAGAGUUUGCAUCUUCCUACCACAUCAGUCUUUGAGAAAUAAUCAAUAGUGUGCUGAUAUAGAAUUCAGGGGGAAAAGACCUCCAAACUAGAUAAAGACAAGAACCUAGUGGUUUUGAGUUUCUUUGUCGUAGUGAAUUAUUGCAAAUGUGACAGACGGGUUUGGGGUUUCAGACUGAAAUAAGUGCAAUAGGGAAGGCAGCAUUUGUAUGUUAUUGAUUUAACUUUUAACAUUUGGUUAUUUUAUGAUUCUUAUGAACUUAACAUUUGAGAAUUGAAAGUCAGCAAAACAAGUAUGUAGCCUUGGAGUAAGCUGUAUAUGUGUUUACCACAUUUUGAUUGUCUAAAUGAUCAGAUUUUCUUUCUUUUUUUCGUCAUUUCAACUAAAAUGUGAUCAUGUCAAUCACGGGUAGAACACAUCUGUUGUGUGACAAAGUGAGACAUUCACGUACAGACAGUAGGUCAACUCCUUCGUGGACAUAAAUCUUCCAGGAUGAGAUCUAUAUUGAAACAUGCCAUAAUGGCUGCCAGCAGGAGGAGGCGUCUGCUGCUCUAUGGUGGCUUCCUGCUUGCACUGGGCGUUGCCUGUCUCCAGGUGACCUACUUCAGCGAGGGGUACCGGCCCCUUCAGGUGCUCACAGAUGCCCAGAGUGAGGCGCGACGUCUACUCAAGUUCAUCACCCUAUACCACUAUCAGUGCAAUGUCACCAUGCAGGGGCUAAAUGUCACCAUGUGGCCGGUGUGCUUGGAGAAAGCUGGAGGCUUGAACCUGGUGCUGGGAGGGCCCAGGGUCAUGUUCUCUAUAGGACCAAGUGGCGAUUUAUCCUUGGAGAGGACACUUGCAGUCAACUUCUCGUAUCAAGUCAACAUCUUCCACCACCAGAUAGUGUCGCCAGAGCAGCUAGGAAUCGUGGGUAACAACACUCGUGUGUACAGGACAAUAAUUGUGCCAAAUGACCCUUCGGACUAUGGUCGCAACUCAUAUGAGAGCCAAACAGUGAAUAACGUGUUUGAUGUGUUCAAGACUGACGUGUUGGACGUUCUCAAGGUGGACACCCUUGCGGACAUGGACCACUCACACGAGCUGAUCUACUACAUGGUGAAGGACCGCCUCCUGGCCAACGUCAGGCAGCUCCACUUCGCUCUGUACAUUGACAAGGUAGAUGAUGACUACCUGUACAGCUGGUACCGGGCCUUGUACAUGCUGUUCCACACGGCUGGUUUCCGGCUCUAUCACACCACGGCAUCUGACGGCCUGUGUCUGCAGGUGACCCUCAUGGAGUCCUGCGUGUACUUCCUGUCAUGGACCCGCGACCCUGGACCAGACUACUUCAUCCUCUACCCACCAGCUAUUGAUGGUUCUGAUGAGUUUGAGACAGACCGACUGCAGGACUAUAUGGAAGAUGUGAAGGCAUCAUGCUAUAAAAACCUUGAACUUAGUCUUCCUUCAGUUGGCUCAGUAUCAAUAUGUCUGGACAAAGUUGAGGCACAAAAACAUAAACCUUGCCAGUUUAUUAUUUUCCGGGGUUCAGGUAUGGAGGGUUCUACUACUCGGUUGCCAGACAGCCGCUGUACAGUGACCACACUGGAGGUGAGCCUCUUGUCAGCAGUGCCACCUACCUUCAGGGUGUAUCAGCACAGCUAUGAACGGACUGUUUCUGAUAGGGUGUAUCUGGAGGAUGCUCUACAGAAGUACAUGCAGUCAACCUUCACCAACCUUGUGCUCGUGGACAUGGGCAGCCAUCUCUGGAGCUUCCUCACUUCUCUACUGGAUAGUGGGGCUCUCUAUAAUGUUGAUCAGCUGAUGUUGAACAUCCACGACCUCUGGGGGGGUCACAAGGCAGUGGAGACUCGAAGAAGCUUCAGUGAACUCAUGCGGGUAGAGGCGUAUGGCUUCAGGAAAUACAAGAUUGGCAACGAUAAGUUGACAUUCCAUAGUGAGGCAGCUACUAACAGUGGCAAUGUGGUUAUAAACUACCUGAAAACUGAGGCAGGAAGGAUCUCUGAAUGAGUAAUACUCAAGUUUGACUUCCCUUCCAUAAUGAUAUUCAGUGCAGCUGUUGUAUUUAUAUAAGUCAAUGUAUUUGUAUUUUUUUUUUUACCAGUAUGUUCUUAAUGUUAUUAUUGUCCGCUACCGGUUUCACCGGAGGAGACUUAUGGUUUUCGCUCUGUGUGUCCGUCAGUCUGUCACACUUUUCUGGAUCCUGCGAUAACUUUAAAAGUUCUUCAUAUUUUUUCAUGAAACUUGAAACAUGGACAGAUGGCAACAUGAAGAUUAUGCACGUCAUUUCAUUUUGUUCCUACGUCAAGAAUUCUGGUUGCUAUGGCAACAAAUAGACUAGAAAUACUGCUGAAAAUGGUGGAUCCUGCACACUUUUCUAGAUCCUGCACACUUUUCUGGAUCCUGCGAUAACUUUAAAAGUUCUCAAUAUUUGUUCAUGAAACUUGCAACAUGGAUAGAUGGUAAUAUGGACAUUAUGCACGUCAUUUCAUUUUGUUCAUACGUCAAAAAUUGUGGUUGCUAUGGCAACACAAAAAAAAUAAUCUGAAAAUGGUGGAAUUUCUGACAAUUGUGGAGCCGGUAGGGGACCAUAUUGCUUGACAAUAGCCUUGUUGUACUUGUAUUUGUAUUGUUAUAUUUAAAUGUUUUAAUAUGAGUAAGUAUAUGUAGUUUUGUUGAGUCAAUUAAUUUAUUUAGUAUUUGAUGGCAAUUUAUUCUAUGUACGUUUUAAGAUAAUUUAUGUUUUGAUAAUAUAUUCUUCUAGGCAUCAGCGGUUAUAGAGUUGUUCCGUAUCAACAUGACAUGUACCAAGGGUUAUAUAGACAUAGAAGUGAAGUACAAUUUACAAAUAAAUAUACUUCAGAAGUAGUUACUUAUUGUAUAAAUGUACACAGGGUGCAGGAUCAACGGGGUUCACAGGGGUUUACACACGGGUGGUUGCAGAAUGCAAACACUCCGAUAAGAACUUUAUGUUCUCAAAUAACUCCAGUUAUUGAAAUACAUAUGCAAAAAUCUUUAGUGCAUAAAAGACAGUUUUUCUUGUAGUUUGUGCCGAUAUCUUAAGGUAGAAGAAUAAAUCCUUGAAUACUCUGAAAUUGGUGUCAAAAUUUCAUGUUGUUUGCAGCAUAACCUUAUACAUGGAUGCUGUACACAUCAAUUUUUUGGCCAAGAACACAUAUUAUUUAUUACAUUGCUUAUUACAUAAAGAAAUUCUGAUGUAUUUCACAUUGACAUAAGCAGCAUAAAAACGGUCUUUCACGCACUAGUUAAAAUUAUUAUGAACAAGCGAUGUGUGAAACACUGUCCACAUAUAUUUGACCUUUGACUCUGAAGGAUGACCUUGACCUUUCACCACUGAAAAUGUGCAGCUCCAUGAGAUACACAUGCAUGCCAAAUAUCAAGUUGCUAUCUUCAAUAUUGCAAAAGUGUACAUUUAAUGAGUGAUUUUGACCCAUAUAUUUGACCAUUGACCUUGAAGGAUGACAUUGACCUUGACAUUUCACCACUCAAAAUGUGCAGCUCCAUGAGAUACACAUGCAUGCCAAAUAUGAAGUUGCUAUCUUUAAUAUUGCAAAAGUUAUGGCAAAUGAUAAAGUUUGCACAAACAAACCAACAAACAAACCAACAGAAAUAAACUUAUUUAUUUCAUGAUUGUAUCAUCACCGUGCAUCUUCAAAAUGUGUGGAAUUGGACAAGCUUUUAGUAUUAAUAAGAAUGCCAAAAUAUAAAUAGUUCCACAAAAGCAGUUAAACAAAUACAAAUGUGUAGUUUAUUUUUUAUUGGACUUUACCGAAUGUAUUUAUUUAUGACCUUUUUGUAAAAAACAACAUGUUUAGAAGUAUAUUUAUUAGUCAAAUAAAAAAUUGAUUUAUUA